This is a messenger RNA of Lathyrus sativus (Indian pea), 1788 nucleotides long. Lineage: Eukaryota; Viridiplantae; Streptophyta; Magnoliopsida; Fabales; Fabaceae. The record is from the annotation of a GenBank genome assembly.
AUGGCUUCCAAACAGAAACAAACUUACAGCGUUUGUUUUUGCUGCCGGCGCCGGUUUAAGCUCGGCAUAUCCGAAGCACCGCCGCAGAUAAGAGAACUUUAUCACAAUUACUCCGAUGAAAGCGCCAUCAUGACUGCAUCUCACCUACAAAGGUUCCUCGUCGAGGUCCAGGGAGAUGAGAACAUCACAGAGAAUGAAGCACAAUCAAUCAUCGAUGGUCAUAAGCAUUUGAGUAUCUUUCAUCGAAGAGGUCUCAAUCUCGAAAGCUUCUUCAAGUUUCUCUUCAGUGAUAAUAACCCUCCCCUCUUACCUUCUCGCGGGGUGCAUCUAGAUAUGACUUUACCGUUGUCUCAUUAUUACAUACACACCGGUCAUAAUUCUUAUCUAACUGGAAAUCAGCUUAGUAGUGACUGCAGUGAUGCCCCUAUCAUCGUUGCGCUUCAGAGAGGGGUAAGGGUUAUUGAAUUAGAUAUAUGGCCUAAUGGAUCUAAGAAUGAUAUUGAAGUUCUUCAUGGAAGGACGUUGACUACUCCUGUGGCGCUUAUCAAAUGUUUGAGGUCUAUUAAGGAGUAUGCGUUCGUCGCGUCUGAAUAUCCGGUUGUAAUAACGUUAGAAGACCACCUUACUCCUGAACUUCAAGCCAAAGUGGCUCAGAUGGUUACUCAAACAUUUGGAGACAUACUAUUUUGUCCUAGCUCGGAAAGCUUGAAGGAAUUUCCUUCACCUGAUUCACUCAAAAGGAGGAUUAUUAUAUCAACAAAACCACCUAAAGAGUACCUUGAGGCAAAAGAAGUACAGGAAAAGGAGGAAUCGAGGAAGGAAAAGUCUUUAGGUGAUGAAGAAGCUUGGGGCAAAGAAGUCCCUAGUUUGAGAGGCGGUACCAUAUCAGAUUACAAGCAAAACAGCGGCGACGACGACGACGAUGAUCUUAAUGAGGAGGAAGAUUCUGAUGAUGGAGAAAAGUCACGUCAAAAUGGAUCCGAUGAAUAUAGACGUUUAAUUGCUAUUCAUGCUGGGAAACCUAAAGGUGGAUUAGUGGAAGGUCUCAAAGUGGAUCCUAAUAAAGUGAGACGUCUAAGUUUAAGUGAGUCACAGCUCGAAAAGGCGGCUGAAACAUAUGGAAAAGAAAUUGUCAGGUUUACUCAGAGGAAUAUACUGAGAGUGUAUCCGAAAGGUACUCGCAUUACCUCGUCAAAUUAUAAUCCAUUAAUUGGAUGGAUGCACGGAGCUCAGAUGGUUGCAUUUAACAUGCAGGGGUAUGGAAGAUCUCUUUGGUUGAUGCAAGGAAUGUUCAAAGCCAAUGGAGGCUGUGGUUUUGUUAAAAAACCAGAUUUUCUAUUAAAAACUGGUCCCAAUAAUGAGGUUUUUGAUCCUAAAGCUUCUUUGCCAUUGAAAACUACUUUGAAGGUGACUAUAUAUAUGGGGGAAGGAUGGUAUUAUGAUUUCGAGCAUACACACUUUGAUCAAUUCUCACCUCCAGACUUCUAUGCAAGGGUGGGGAUUGCUGGAGUCCCUUUUGAUACUAUUAUGAAAAAAACUAAAACAAUAGAGGAUAGUUGGUUGCCUUCUUGGAAUGAGGUAUUCGAGUUCCCACUUUCGGUUCCGGAGUUGGCACUGCUUCGCAUAGAAGUUCAUGAGUAUGACAUGUCUGAGAAGGAUGACUUUGGUGGGCAAACAUGUUUACCUGUGUGGGAACUAAGAAGUGGAAUUCGAUCAGUUCCAUUACAUUCCCGCAAAGGAGUUAAAUACAACAAUGUAAAGCUUCUCAUGCGCUUUGAGUUCAUCUGA